UCUCGACUCUCCGUAGACAGAAUAUCUUCUAUCUACGAGUACAACUCUUAUGACACAGACUACCAGUUGGCACUUGGCAGUUUCUACUUGAAAGUUGAAACUUAAUUCUUUACUAUUUAUUUUUAAUUAGAAUGUUAUGAUUUUGGUGACUCUUGUUAUCUUUAAAAUUGUAAAUGUUGCGUGAAGUUUAUUCGUUUGUUUUAAAGCUUUAAUGCAAUGAGUUUUAAUAUAUAAAUAUUUUUAUAUUCGGAAACCUAAUCACUAGUCAUAUCCACAACAUCCCUUUAUAAUUCACUCAGUUGAAUUUAAUAUACUACCUGUUUUGGUGAAAUAAAUUAAAUGAUAAUUGAUAAUGAAUUCAAAAGAGUUGACACAUCACAGAAGCCCAGUUUUCACAAUUCAAGAAGUCGAGCUUUUACUAAGCCUUGUUGAAAAGUAUAAGUCUAUAAUAUUAAAUAGAAGCACAGUGUCGACGUCAUUACAAGUUAAAGAAGCUACUUGGGGCAGACUUGCUAAAAUAUUCAAUUCAGCAAACUUGGGAUAUGAAAGGCCUGCUGAAACUCUUCAAAUGAAGUGGGCAAACCUAAAAAGAAAUGCAAGGAGAGUAUCACUAAAUGUUACGGAAGACGCAGAAAUGGAUAUUAUAUCAAAAAAAGUCUCUGCCCUUGUAAAUGAAGCUGAGAAUAAUACUGAACCUCUAGAUGCUUCUGUAAUCUUGAGUGAAGAAUCAGAGAAUGGUGAUGUUGAGAAUCAUCUUGGUGAUAGUUCGAUGAUGUCCGAUUCACAAUCUGAUACAAGUGAAACAGAAAAAGAAAGGAGGCAUAGGGAUGCUAAUUUUAGCCCAAACGAAUGUUGUCUACUCUUCAAAUGUGUUAAGGAGGAGUUGAAUGUAUUGAUGUGCAAGGAUAUUAAAAAGGAGGCUAAUCAACAGAAGAAAAUGGCGUGGUCAAGAGUGACUGAAAAUUUUAACAAACUUAGUCCUACGAAGCGAAGUGAACAAGUAUUAAAAAAUAAAUUAAAUAAUAUGAAGAAAAUUGUGAAGAGAAUUGGUUUGAAAAAUUAUAUCAACCGAUAUGCGAAAGUCGAGAAUGCUAUUGAUCAAAUUAAGAAUACUCCAAUUGCAAGAGAUAUAGAUGAGGAAGUUCAUAUAAAAGCGGAACCAUUAGACGUGGGACAUAUUGGGAGUGCAGACUACUGCUUAGAUAGAGAAGAGACAGAGAUUCUACGGAAGAGUCCGCCUCCACAUGACUCGUAUGAAGACCUGGAUCCGUUGAACAUGGUGAUAAAUGGAGACUCGGGAUCAGGUUUCACAGAUGUGUGGCAUGAUGGUGAUACCAAGGAUAUAGUUAAAAUGAAAUUGGAUCUGCUAAAAUAUGAAAUGGAAACUGCAAAGCUCAAGAGACAAAGAAUAGAAGAGGCAUUAAAAGCAGAUAUGGCGGACAGAGAACAAAGAUCACUAGAAGCGGCACUGCGCCUUCGUGCUGCGAGGCUGGAAGUAGUGGCCGCGGAGGCGAAACUACCGCAGUCACAUCCAGCGCUCAAAUACACAGAGCGAGAGACAACAGCGAGAGAGUAUAUACAGAAGUUGGAUAAUACCUAGACAUAACGUUUUAUGUGUGUGUCUAUUUUUAUACUGAAAUAAAACACAGAAUAAGGUGUAAUAUUGCGGUGAGUGCGGGCCAAUAGAACUUCGUUUGUUCGUCGGGAGUUCAUUUUAUUUAUUUAUUGCUCCAUUUGGAUUUUAAUAAUCGAAAUAAUAUUGAUAAAUAUACAUUUCUUUAAACAAUUUUUUGUUAUACUUCAUUAUUAUGUAAUAUUUCAUUUCUUUACUGUAUUUGGUGAAUGUUGUGUACAGUUUAAAUUAAGCUGUACUUGUUAUAAGAAUAUUGUUUUAUCCUGUUACAUAUGUGUUAUUGUACCUAAUUGGAAAAAUAAAAUCAGGCAUCGAACGAGUACUGUACUGUACUGUACGAGUGCAAACGUUCCUUAAUCAAUCGUUAUCGUUAAAUUACACAGAUUAAAUUUAUGAACGAUGCGGGACUCGAACCCGCGACCUCUCGCGUUCCGAGCGAGUUAACUGUAAUUAUUUAUAAGUAGAUAAAUAAAUAAAUUGUUUUUAUAUCUGUA
Molecule: messenger RNA, 2127 nt
Organism: Leptidea sinapis
Lineage: Eukaryota; Metazoa; Arthropoda; Insecta; Lepidoptera; Pieridae
Exons: 9
Coding region: 353-1600 (415 amino acids)
Source: RefSeq, a predicted model, not a curated record